Molecule: messenger RNA, 459 nt
Organism: Cylicostephanus goldi
Lineage: Eukaryota; Metazoa; Nematoda; Chromadorea; Rhabditida; Strongylidae
Source: the annotation of a GenBank genome assembly
AUGGUUGGAGUUCAGCCACAACCCAAAGCUCCUCAAAAAUUUGUGGGAAAUCCUUCAAAUGAUGGUCGCCUUGGAAACCAGUUGUUCCACUUGAUCAUCGGCUAUGGGAUUGCUAGGAAAUUGAACAGAACUCAGUACCUUCCAUUAGCGGGAUCGCGAAAGCAUGCCGAAAAAUACCUUGCCUACCUACACAAAAUUUUUCCUCGCUUAAAUCAGACCUAUGUUCUCACUAAGAAAGGCAUCAAACAAAGGAAGGUGAAAUUUGGCGGAUUUUGGAACUACGAUGAUCCCUUGAGGCUGAAAAACUUCUCCGAUCAAUACCUGCUGCUAACGGCCAGUUUCAUGAGGAAUCGCAGAUAUUUUGACGACUAUCUCGAGGAUGUACGCGAGAUUUUACAGUUUUCAGAAGAAGUGAAACAGAAUGGAAGUAACGUACUUCGUUCCCUGGAAAAGUGCUGA